AUUGAUACUGCACCUCCCUCCUCAACUCACGGCUACGUUCUUGCUGUACAUAUCUACAUCCGUCCUGACCACAGUCACUCUUUCAACAUGCGUAGACGUUCGACAUUCAUCACGCACCCAAGCCGUGCUGUCAACCCGGACGAUAUUCAAGUCUACAAGAACCAAUUGCUUCUCGGAGGCCUCAAAGCAGCACGAGAAGAACGACUGACACUGGGCUUCGAAGAACUACCUGAAGAGGUAGUCCAGAUAUUGCGAGAGUCCCAUGAGCUUCAUCUUCGAUGGGCUCGAGAUCGUACCUAUGAUACCACAGCCCCAUUCCUGUCUAGAAUAUCCCCAGGUCUGCACAUCCAGUAUACUCCGCUCAAAGAGAACCACCCAGAUCGAGUAUGCGAACUCCUGCACAAGGUCUUUGGUGAAGAUUUGCGAUGCGAUACACCAAGGACAAGCUUCAUCAGCCCUUCCCUCGUCUCUGAACGCUUUGCCCAAACAGCGUCUUUACAAUAUUACUCUCUUCUUCCUUCGAUGACGCGCUUAGCGGCCUAUAUACAGCGCAAGAUCUGUAAACCUUCAGACCUCACAUGUAUCCAUACAGCAUCCCUACUCAAUCUCGCCGAUGCCGUCGAUUUUGAUUACGACAGCAUCUCUCACGCGCUCACCAUGACCGUCUUAUGGUCCAAGCAACCAGAGGUGAUCUAUGACCCCAUCGGCGAGUUCACGACUUUCGAUGCCUGGAAUCUCGACAUUCAGUCAAACCGCAACGACAAAGUCGAAGUCGGCAUUCUCAGUGCAGCUCCGGCAGUCGAGCCAUCCGACCUUCAGCUGUCAGGGUUUCUGACCGUGGUCGGUGAAGACGAUCACCCCAAGGCCACACUCUUCAGCUUUCCCUCAAGACACCACUCGCUCAGCGCGGAACAACGAAGGCAGCAACAAUAUACCGUGUCGUUUGACAAACCUACGGGACUCCAUCCUGUUUUGAAGAUCUCCUUCCCCAACGCCGAGUCCUUGACCGAGCCAACGAACAGACCAGCCGGUAGUGUCUGCGCGUUACAGACCUACCUGACUCUCCCAUCGCAUAUCUUUGCCGACAAAUACGCCUUCCUAAGCAAUGAUCCCCUCUUUCAGAAAUCCCACCACGUCGGCCAAUUGCAUUCGAUCGCCGGAGAGACUGACCUCGAAGCUCCUGAUUAUGUGGUCAAGAAAUGGGGUUCAACCAUGCUCUUAGAGAUUCGGACCCCCGAUACCAAUACCAGCGACUCCCACACCUCAACGGUCCCAUGGCAUGUCACAAUCCCGCUCCACCACCGGUACCUUGAGCCCAGGGGUGGCGGGCUAUCAGAAGUCGAAGUGCCGUGGCCCAUCGUCUUUUGGGCUUGCACGGCUGAAGAAGGCACAAAGUUCCCAGUCAACCCAUUCGACAGGACCCAGCUCGGUUAUGACGGACUGUUUGGCCCCAGGACCAUGUUCUAUCAUCUUGAUCCCGCUCCUGCUCCGGGAGGCGAGUCUGGUGGAAGGCUGGUUGAGCGUAUUUCAGUCCCUGUCUUGGACGCCCAGGCCGCCAGCUCGAGUACCAUCGAAGUUGUGACGUUGAUCACAAUAGCUUUAGGGUUCCUCUGGGUGCUGUUGAAAUUGAGACCUUCGUUACUCCCAACGUCGAACCGUGUCAGUAAAGAGCCGGACUCGAAGAAGACGCGAUGAAGUGCUUUGCUUCACCGUCGAGAAGAAGAUACUUCUUAGCGCAGAAUUGUUCGUGACUGUACAGUGCUCUGAAAGUUGUGCAGGCAGAGGAUGCUCGCUUACCGAGACUUCUACGAUUUCUGGAACUGGAGGAGCGGAAGCGGGUGAAAGAGACCCAUAAUUCAGAUAAUUGAAACCAAUUGCUCUAUUCAAUUGCAUUCUCCGACUCCCAAAAAUUGUCAGCA
Molecule: messenger RNA, 1919 nt
Organism: Exophiala xenobiotica
Lineage: Eukaryota; Fungi; Ascomycota; Eurotiomycetes; Chaetothyriales; Herpotrichiellaceae
Exons: 1
Coding region: 88-1695 (535 amino acids)
Biological process (GO): protein processing; GPI anchor biosynthetic process
Cellular component (GO): glycosylphosphatidylinositol-mannosyltransferase I complex; endoplasmic reticulum membrane
Molecular function (GO): mannosyltransferase activity
Source: RefSeq, a predicted model, not a curated record